AUGAGCGCCGUCGAAGGAACUGAAACUGUUAAAAAUGAGACUACCACUACCGUAGUCACUACUGCUGAAGUGGUAGAGGAAGUUAAAGGAGAGGUACAGUCUGAGGAAAAGGCUGUUGAGAAAAAAGAAGAUAAUAUAGAAGUGGAAGUCGCUACUAAACAGGGGGUAAAAGAGGAAACAAUAGAGAAGACGAAAGAAGAAACAGAGAAAGAGCCGCUUGUAAGCGGUGUCCUCUACAAACAAAGUCAUGGACUUGUCAAGCUCUGGAAUAAACGAUAUUUUGUCUUUGGAGAUGAGAAAUUGGACAAGGAACUGCUCCACAAUUUCUAUUCAAAGAACAAAAAAUUAAUUCACCCCAAAGUAACUCCCGCAGCCGAACAAAAAUCUAAUGAAAAAUCAGCGGAAGCCAAACACGAGACUGAAACCAAACCUGAAGCUGAAGCCAAACCCGAAACUGAAGCCAAACCCGAGACUGAAGCUAAACCCGAGACUGAAGCCAAACCUGAGACUGAAGCCAAGCCCGAGACUGAAGCCAAACCUGAGACUGAAGCCAAGCCCGAGACUGAAGCCAAACCUGAGACUGAAGUCAAGACUGAAGCCAAACCUGAGACUGAAGCCAAGCCCGAGACUGAAGUCAAGCCCGAGACUGAAGCCAAACCCGAAACUUCAACUGCUACGGAAGAAAAGAAAACCGAUGAUGACAGUAAAUUAUUACGCGAGGCUUUGAUUAAAAUCAUUGCUCAUGCUACUCAAACCGGAAAAGGUCUUUUGCUCUAUUACAAAUCAGAAAAAGACCCCCAACGUGAACCUCCUCAAGGCAUCAUUAACCUUCGUGAUGUCGACUCUGAAUCGAUUGAAGCUACUGAGGCUGUCAAGACCUGGGCGUUUAAAUUGAAGACCCCAUACAGAAUUUAUAUCUUCCAUGCUACCACGGAGGAAGAUCGAAAGAAAUGGAUUCAAGUGCUCAAAUCAAAGGUUGAAGAAGCUAAAACGAUGUCUGCCGAUUUUGAGCAGACUGACUCUUAUAAAGAGGUUUACGCAGAACUUGUUAAGGGCACUUUUGUAGUCGACACAUUUUCGACCGAUGAGGAACCUCCUGCAUCGCCUAAACCGGCAGCCGUCGAGAGCAAACGCAAGUCACUCUUCCCAUUCACUAAUUUCUUAGCAAAAAAGACCACGGAAACCGCGGAAACCACAGAAACCACUACUGAGACCAGCGAAUCAGGUACUACUGACAAGGUCGAAACAACCGUCACCGAAACCGUCGUCGCCACCGAGACUCAAGCUGUUGAGGAAUCCAAGACUAGAGAAGUCGGGACGGAGGGUGCCGGCAAGAAGAAUAUCAUGUCCCAAUUUAUAUCUUCCGUGACUACCUCCAUCUCUGGGAAACCUAAGAAAGAUGCCAAAGAAGAGAGCAAAGAAGAAUCUACCGAGGUUAAGAAAGAAACUACUGAGGCCGUUGCCGUAGAGGCCACUACGUCUACUGCAACUACUGAAGAGCAUAGGAAGAAAUCUGGUUUCUUCAGUUUCUUCAGCAAGGAAGAGACUAAGGAAGAGACUAAGGAGGAGACUAAGGAGGAGACUAGGGAGACUAAGGAGACUGAGACUAAGGAGGAAUCUACGGAGGACCGCAAGCUCACGAGUAUGUGGAGGCGGGGACCGAGCAAGAAAUCUGCCGAGACAGAUACCGAAAAGAAAGUAGAAGAAGUCACUGAGGAAGUCAAGACUGAAACUGUAGAAACGACCACCACUGUUGUCGAAGCAUCGACAUCACAGGCUGUCGAAAAGGCUGUCGAAAAGGCUGUCGAAAAGGCUGUCGAAAAGACUGAAACUGUAGAAACGACCGAAGAAUCUGCAACAACGGGGGAGACAUCCGAUAAAAAGCCAGAAAAACCCGUUAAAUCAUUUGUGAAAAGAUUAGGCAAUAUUAUACCUAAACGAACCAACUCACAGUCAGAUACGGCAACACAAGCGACAGAAAAGGCUGAGGUUGUCGAAACCACUGUCGAGACAACUGUUGUUACUGAAACCACCGAAACGAAGGUUGAAGAAGAAUACGAUCCAGCGAUUAAAGAACAAGUUGAUAACGCUCUCAUAACGGGCGCAUUCGACAAAUCAUCGCAAAUUUUAAAGAAAACAGAGUCCAGGUUCUUCGUUUUUACUAAAGAAGGCAAGAUUUGGUAUUAUAAAUCUAAAAAGGAUGCCACAAAUGCCAAGACAAUCGAAAUUACAGCAAGUAGCGAAAUAAAGAAAAGCGAAAGCGACAGGUCCCAUCAUAUAGAUAUCGUAACCAGUAGCCGAACAUAUAAACUCAUGUUCCGAAGUGCAGACGAGCUUAACGUUUGGCACACGACUCUCACAGAAUAUCAACAAAAACUUCCUAAACCCGAAACUGAAGCCAAGCCUGAAAUCAAGAAAAACAAGAAAACCGACCACAAGAAGGAUACUUCGAGGUCCGUUGAAAAGACAGAACCAAAGACAGAACCUAAGCUCGAAGUAACUGGGACUGGGCCGAGUUUUGCGGAUGCUAUUAAUAGUGAGGUGACCGAACUCAAAGAAGAAGCGAAGACUGAAGAAGUAAAGACCGAAGCAACACCUGAAGUGAAGACUGAGGUGGCUGAGGUUGUGGAGGUGAAGACUGAAGUUGUGGAGACAAAGGCUGAAGUUGUGGUGCCUGAAACUGAUGCGAAUACUGGCGUAACAACUGAUGUAAAGAAAACAACAACAUCAAGCUCAAUGGACGAUAUAAGUUCGCAAGAACAGACAGUGGCCGUAUUGAAGAAGACAAUUGAAAGUCGUAAUUUACCACAUCUUUUGUUUUAUGGUCCAGCUGGUACCGGUAAAACUUCAGCAAUAUUGGCCCUGUCGAGAGAACUAUAUGGUCCACAGCUAAUAAAAUCUCGUGUUCUCGAGUUAAAUGCAUCUGAUGAACGUGGCAUCCAAGUAAUAAGAGAGAAAGUAAAGAAUUUUGCUAAAGUUACAGUCAGUAACCCUGUCAGUGGAUAUCCAUGUCCGCCUUAUAAAAUAAUCAUAUUAGAUGAAGCGGAUUCCAUGACUCAAGAUGCACAGGCGGCUUUACGACGCACAAUGGAAACAUAUUCGAAAAUUACGCGAUUUUGCUUAAUAUGCAAUUAUAUCAGUCGCAUCAUUGAACCAUUAGCAUCCAGAUGUGCAAAGUUUCGCUUCAAACCACUGGAUGUGAAUAGUGCUAAACAGCGAAUCGAGACAAUUUGUCAGCGGGAAGGGAUUAACUGUUCACCCGAGGCUAUCGACGAAAUAAUUAAUGACUCGGAGGGAGACUUGCGAAAGGCUAUCAUGUACUUGCAAAGUGCUUAUAGGCUUCAUAAGAAUGACUUGAUUACUAAAGAAUCUGUGCGGGAAAUAGCGGGCGUUGUUCCGUCUGAUGUCAUUGAUCAGCUCGUCGCAAGUAUUUUUGCUGAUACUCACGAGAAUAUCGAGAAGAUGGUAGAAGAUAUUGUUAACUGCGGGUUCUCUGCGACGCAGAUCCUAUCACAGUUAAAUGAUAACAUAGUUAAGAAUGACCAAAUUGGUCAGAAGGAGAAGUCAAUUAUCGCACAUUAUCUGGGAGAGACCGAUAAGUGUCUUGUCGAUGGUGCUGACGAACAUUUACAAAUUCUUCGUUUGGCAUUACAGAUUGCAGAAAUUAUCCGAGAGAGCCGGAACAUGGACAUACAAUAA
Paraglomus brasilianum is the source of this 3699-nucleotide messenger RNA. Lineage: Eukaryota; Fungi; Glomeromycota; Glomeromycetes; Paraglomerales; Paraglomeraceae. The record is from the annotation of a GenBank genome assembly.